UCCUCAAAAGUAGCCCCGCAUCCACGGAGGAGAGGCAGCAACUCGAGAGGGGGGAUAUACGGGCGAUUUUUGGGGAGGAAGGUGUGGUUGGUUGACUUGACACAGGCGGGAGGGAGAUUUACUGGAGAAGGAAGAUUGAAAAGAGACCCGAUAAAGAAGUGGGGAAGAGUUGGAGAGAAGGGUUACAGGCAAGGUAUGAAUUCUUAUUUCGCAAACCCGUCGCUCUCCUGCCAUUUGUCCGGUGGUCAAGAGGUUCUGCCCAACGUCCCCCUAAACUCCACCACCUAUGACACAGUCAGACAUUUUUCGUCGUACGGCGCCGCUGUGACCCAGAAUCGGAUAUAUGCCCCUUUCUAUUCCCCUCAGGAGAAUGUGGUGUUCGGCUCCGGCAGGGCGCAGUAUGAGUAUGGAUCCAACGUGUUCCUCCAGGAUAAAGACGUCCUGCCAAGCUGCAGGCAGACAAACAUGGGACUCGGCUCGCAGAGCCACAUUGCCCAGGAGUACAGUCUGGAUCAGGGGAGGGCAGGAGCCCAGGAGCAGAAGAGCAAUAUUCCGAUCUACCCGUGGAUGCAGCGCAUGAACUCACACAGCGCAGGAGUUGGCUACGGGACAGAUAGACGCAGAGGACGUCAGAUCUACUCUCGCUACCAAACACUGGAACUGGAGAAAGAGUUCCACUUCAACCGCUACCUGACCAGGCGCAGACGCAUAGAGAUCGCCAACGCGCUGUGCUUGACAGAGCGGCAGAUCAAGAUCUGGUUCCAGAACCGGCGCAUGAAAUGGAAGAAGGAGAGCAACCUGACCUCCACGGUGACUGGAAGUGAACAGACAGGAGCUGCUCAGGAGGAGGAACGGAGUGGAAGCGCAGUGGAAGAAGGGAAGGAUGAACACAAGAAAAAGGAAUAGCUGGAAAGUAUUGCGCACAUGUGUGCGUGGAAGUGGAGAGGAGGAGGUCAUUUCUUGACCAUGAAAGUCCAACAUAACUACCUAUAAAAAAAAUCUAUGAAGACUUGACUUUACUGCAUGAUGGUUAUACCCGCUGCUCUUUAACUCAUCUUGACCACAGCAGCUGUGGAGCACUAAAUAUUCAAAACAUUAUUCCAUCAAAGAUUGGUCUCUGUGACAUUUGGAGCACUGAGGUGUUUGUUUGAUCAAUAAUAAUAAUAUCAAUGUCUCAAAUGUAUUGUGAAAAUAAUAAAAACAAGAAGUGUUAUUUUCCUGGGUUCUUUUUCCCAAACACCAGGCAAAAAGUCUGUAUUUACCCACAGCCAAUUCCUCACUGUGAACUCUUUAAUCACCUCACCAAAUACAGUGUUGGUUUGACUUUGCUCAUUGUUGUACAUGCACAUUCCACGGCGUUCCACGGAACACAAUGUAAACUAGUACUUGAAUUGUCCACGUAUUAAAAAAAGAGAAAAAAAAUAAGUUGCACGGUCAACUGAUGAGCUUGUAUAUAUCAAAUAAAAGAAGCAUAACUACAUAUUAUGCAAAUCCCGUGCUGUGCAUUUAGCCGCUUGGUUAUGGCGCAGCAUACCGUCAAAGAAAAGCGCCACUUCUUUUUAAAUCAUUUGACAAUAUGCAUUUUUUUGUUGUGAAACAGAUUUGUACACUAGUAAUUCUUCACUUUUUUGAGUGUUAUGAUUUUUUGUUUUGUCAUAUUUGUGUAUCAGUGAAUAAAAUCU
Cyprinodon variegatus (sheepshead minnow) is the source of this 1682-nucleotide messenger RNA. RefSeq names its product homeobox C6 (gene hoxc6a). Gene Ontology annotation, molecular function: RNA polymerase II cis-regulatory region sequence-specific DNA binding; DNA-binding transcription factor activity, RNA polymerase II-specific. The coding region runs from base 196 to 906 and encodes 236 amino acids. Lineage: Eukaryota; Metazoa; Chordata; Actinopteri; Cyprinodontiformes; Cyprinodontidae. Gene Ontology annotation, biological process: anterior/posterior pattern specification; regulation of transcription by RNA polymerase II. The transcript has 2 exons. The record is from RefSeq and is a predicted model, not a curated record. Gene Ontology annotation, cellular component: nucleus.